AUGGGCCGCCUGCACUGCACCCAGGACCCCGUGCCCGAGGCCGUGGCCGGCGACAUGCAGCAGCUGAACCAACUCGGGGCGCAGCAAUUUUCAGCCCUGACAGAAGUGGUUUUCAACUUCCUCACUGAGCCGAAAGAGGUGGAGAAGUUUCUGGCUCAGCUCUCAGAGUUUGCCACGACCAAUCAGAUCAGCCUUGGCCCGCUCAGAAGUAUUGUGAAAAGCCUCCUGUUGGUCCCAAAUGGCGCCUUGAAGAAGAGUCUUACAGCGGAUCAAGUCCGGGCUGACUUGACAACACUGGGCCUUAGUGAGGACAAAGCCACCCACUUUUCUGAAAAGUGGAAGCAGAAUUCUUUGACUCUUGCUCGAUGGGCCAUAGAUCAGACUCUGAUGGUUAACCAGCUCAUAGAUAUGGAGUGGACGUUUGGAGUGUCAUCCGGGAGCAGUGAAUUGGAGAAAAUGGGCAGUAUUUUUUUACAAUUGAAGUUGGUGGUUAAAAAAGGAAACCAAACUGAAAAUUUAUAUAUAGAAUUAACAUUGCCCCAGUUCUACAGUUUCCUGCAUGAGAUGGAGCGAGUCAGAGCCAGCAUGGAGUGUUUUAGCUGA
Messenger RNA from Elephantulus edwardii (Cape elephant shrew), 603 nucleotides. RefSeq names its product COMM domain containing 7 (gene COMMD7). The coding region runs from base 1 to 603 and encodes 200 amino acids. The transcript has 9 exons. Lineage: Eukaryota; Metazoa; Chordata; Mammalia; Macroscelidea; Macroscelididae. The record is from RefSeq and is a predicted model, not a curated record. Gene Ontology annotation, molecular function: NF-kappaB binding. Gene Ontology annotation, biological process: negative regulation of DNA-templated transcription; tumor necrosis factor-mediated signaling pathway.